GCAAGACUUUCAUUGAUGGAUUAAACAUAGGCAAUAACAUCAGAUAACACUAGGAUUGAACUUAGACAGUAUGAGAUAUGCUUAUGUAUGCAAAAGAACUUAUCAAUCAUGAUGCAAGCAGCAGAGACAUUCUACUCAAUUCUACAACACAUCCAUGAUGAUUCAAGCUAUGACAACACUCAAGACAAUGCAAUAAACAAAACAUGAGAUUCUGGGACUCUAGACACCACUCACAGCAUAAUAAAUAAAGACACAAGCUCUUAUUAAGGGUUAAGAGGUUUGCUUACAAACAAGAGAUCCGAGCUGAUCUCUUGAACCUCCAUGGGCACGGUUCACUUGAACUUGGCAUGAACUUGAUACUUGGAUUCAGUAUCCAACACCUUUCCUUGGUGUGCCCAUCCCUCUUGCAAUGCUCACUCUCCAAUGCUUCACUCUUCGGCUGGAUCACUCCAUGAUCAGCUUGCAAUGGUCUUGGUUUACAUUGCAUCACCCUCCUGGUGAUGCUCUUUCUUUGCAUGUCGACUGUCCUCUCUACACUCAUCUGAUGCGUAGGCUAUGGUGACUAAACCACCAUGGACAGAACCAUAAGUCAUCUCUCCAUUGUCACAACAUCCUCUCUACCCUCUUUGGAGCAGGCUGUGGACUUCCCACAGAAUGUUGGCAACAGGCUUCAUUUUACCAUUCUAUUGUAUGAUAAGGAUGAACUUCAAGACCAGGAGCACAUCACCCUAACAGCUGCGCUUAAAUCACUGAUCCAUCCUUUUGCUUUAAGCUUCAAGUACUCUCAGAUCACCGGCCUUCCUCAUGGCAUAGGUGGUGACCUUCUUCUUCUUGUGUGCCUUGAACCAGGAGCUCAACAACCUCGUGGCCUGCGCUUCUUAAACCGGCUUCUACACACAAGAACCUUCCCAUUGCUCCACACAAUGGUUGGUCUUCCGCUUGUAUGUCUUGAACCAGGAGCUCAACAACCUCGUGGCCUGCGCUUCUUAAACCAGCUUCUACACACAAGUAUCUUCCCAUUGCUCCACACAAUGGUUCAAGUCGUCCUCUUGUCUUGGAUAGGUGGUGAGUAAAGAACACUUCUUGUGAACCUGAAACACCACUCAAACUCCAGCAAGGAUAAGACACAAGGGUAUUGGGAUCAAUCCUUGAUUAAUCAUCAAGUUUGAUUCCCAAUCUCACAAGCAUUGCAACAGAUUAAAACAAGUCAUUUUCAAGUUCUAUCUUUGCAAGCAAUCUCUCUAAGCACAAGCAUUUUCAGAUUAUGCAAGCUACUUAGGCAUUUUCUAAUUGAUGCUAGACUUUCAUUGAUGGAUUAAACAUAGGCAUUAGCAUCAGUAAACAUAGACAUGCUUAUGUAUGCAAAACAGCUUUUCAAAACAUGUUGCAAGCAGUAGAGACAUUUUACUCAAUUCUACAACACAUUCAUGAUGAUUCAAGCUAUGGCAACACACAAGACAAUGCAA
Brassica rapa (field mustard) is the source of this 1466-nucleotide messenger RNA. RefSeq lists its product as uncharacterized. The record is from RefSeq and is a predicted model, not a curated record. Lineage: Eukaryota; Viridiplantae; Streptophyta; Magnoliopsida; Brassicales; Brassicaceae.